AGAAAGACUCAAGCUCAUCCCGGGAUCUUGCGAACACCACAGCACCCAUUGCGAACUACGGCGACCCAAAAUUAUUGCAUGGCAAGGCACGCGAAACCACUUGAAGGGGUCUUAACGACGCGACAAUGCAAGCAGAAAGGGGAACUUGACAAAUAUUUCUGCUACCAUUCUGCAGAUCCGAAUAUUGCGAUUUCGACUUCUCUCAUUCUCCAAGUCUUCUAUACCUCAACAAUCUAAGACGAAAUCAAUCUACGGACUGCACAAGAGCCCAAACAGUGCCUUACCCCGAGAUGGGCAUCUGCCCCGGACAUGAUGCAACAACGCAGAGAUGAGAUUCUGGCAAAGAAGGCCAAGCUUGCAGAGUUGAAGAGGCAGAGGGAACUUCGUACAAGGGAGAUAUCGUCGAGUCGACAAAGCAUAGGCAGUUCCAGUGAUUUAGCAGCACCAAUACCAAACCGGGCAGGGGAUCGCGAAGAGUUGGAAAAGUACAUAUCCUCAAUAUUAGUGGAUAAAAGUCGGCCUGGAUCAACAGGACCUGGCGGUGCUGGCUCUCCGGCUGGAAAGGGCAGUAGACCAAACAGUGUAUUGAGCGCAGGGGAACUCAGCAACGAGAAUUCAGAACCAUCUAUCAGUCAGCUACAGAAUCAACCACAAACCCUCUCCAUUUCUACACAAACUCUUUCUACCGUUCCUCUGGCUACAGUCUACGAGUUCCCACCAUCACCAGUUAAGGAAGUGUUUUCCUAUAGCAAGGGGGUACAAACUUCGGAAGAAUGGGGCACCCAGACGUCUAAACCAAAGGCCUUUGAAGACUCGGACAAUGAUGAAGGAGACACCGCAGCGACAUCUACACCUAGCAAGCGGCUGAGUAGGAGAGAGCGAGAUCGAGAAGAUGAACUUCGGGAGAACUUGAGGAGGGAGAUUGAAGAGGAGCUCAAGGCAACCAGAGAUUUGGUUGUGGAUGGAUCCCUCAAGACCUCAACAAAUGGCACAGCAAACUUUCCCGCCAGAGCUCUCACAAAUGAAGAGCUUAAUGCUGUCACCUCGUCCGAGGAUUUUAUGGACUUUUUGGAAAGAUCCAGCAAGGUUAUUGAGAGGGCAUUGGAUCAGGAAUAUGAUAUCUUGGCAGAUUAUGCACUGAGUGGCCAGAAUGGAGUUGAAGACGAUGACGAUGAGUAUGGAAACACAAGAGGAAAAGGCCGGCGGCGUGUCAAAGAGGUUGCACAAUUUUACGAUGAACGAUGGUCCAAGAAGAGGAUGAUCAGCGACAUCAAUUUCUCUCCCAAAUUCCCCGAAUUAGUUCUGGCAGCAUAUACGAAGAACCCUUCGGCACCUCACGACCCAGAUGGACUCGUUCAAGUCUGGAAUAUGCAUCUCCACGACAGACCAGAGUUUGUCUUCCACGCGCAGUCAGAUGUACUAGCAGCCAAAUUCUCUCCCUUCCACCCAAAUCUAAUCAUAGGAGGCUGUUAUAGCGGCCAAGUCCUACUCUGGGACACCCGAAUGAAAUCCGCCCCAGUCCAAAAAACACCACUCACAGGCACCGGCCACACCCACCCCGUCUACUCCGUCGACAUCGUCGGCACCCAAAACGCAAACAACAUCAUCUCCUGCUCCACCGACGGCGUCGUCUGUGGCUGGACAGUCGACAUGCUCGCGCAGCCCCAAGAACUCCUCACACUCACCACUCCACCCCCCAUGAAAACCGAAGACCUCUCCCCAACCUGCAUGGCCUUCCCACAGACCGACCCAACCUACUUCCUCGUCGGCUCCGAAGAAGGCACCAUCUUCCCCUGCCACCGGUACGACCGCGCCGGCGCCAAAGCAGGCGUCGACCAGCGCGUCAGCUACAGAGGCCAUGCCGGCCCCGUCAUGUCCCUGGACUUCCACCCUGCUCGCGGACCCGUCGAUCUCGGCGAUCUGGUCCUCUCCUCCUCUCUAGACUGGAGCGUCAAGUUGUGGAAAGUCCGCGCCCCAGCUGCUACAUCCACCACUGGCAUCACAGGAGAAAGCCAAUCCGUCGUGCCCAUCCUGGAUUUCACACGCGAAGACGUCGUCUACGACGCUGCUUGGUCGCCCGUCAAACCUGGUGUCUUUUCCCUCGUCGACGGAGCGGGAAAUCUUGAAGUCUGGGAUAUAACCGUCGAUACUGAAGUCCCUCUCGCGAAAGUAUCGCCUAGUAGCCGGAAAGCCGGACGCAGCAUGAUGGCCAAAAGCCUGAAUAAAGUCUCCUGGGAAGAAGUCGAAGGCAAACGUCUGGCUACGGGCGGUAUUGACGGGACGCUUACGGUGUUUGAGGUUGGGCCUGAUCUUGGGGGGAAGGAGAGCGCAAGGAAUGAGGAGUGGACGAAUGUUAAAAAGUUGGUGGCGAGAUUGGAGAGUACGGGUGCUGGGACGGGGCCUGGGGCAGUCAAUGGUGUGAAUGGUGUUUAGUCCGAGCGGAGGGGAGCGACCGGCAUAGUUGAGAUACGAUGAGAUGGAAGGUGAUAUGAUUUGAGUGAGUGGCUGGCUGGCUGUAGUUGAUAUAGCGGCGUUGUAUUCUUGUGUUGUGUUGCAUAUACCCUAGUUUUCUCACCCAUCACAUCACACGCACAUUGUUGCAUGACGAAGGAAGAAAUCAUAUAAGUAAAAUUGAAGACUCAUUGAAGAACGAACGUAUCUCUCAUCUCUUCGUUACUCAUCGUUGUGAGUUGAAUAGGUCGUCUGGUUCAUAGCUCAUCCAUUCUAUGCAAUGCUCAAUCUGGGUAUCUCUAGCCAAGUAUGAAGCCCGCUCGCUCGCUUAAUCGCAAAAACAACAAUGCAUCCUAAGCCAAGUACAACGCAGCCAUUCUGCCAUCUACGCAAUGCAACGCAUCAUUACUUCCCAUUUCGACCUACAAGGCUCCACAAGAGCAAGAAGCAAGAAAAUCAACGCGAAAAUCAACAACAUGGGCAGCUCCACUUCCACCUCCAUCUACCUAACACACGCCACAGCACCGCCCAACCUCAAGAAUAGUACUUCUCAUGCUCAUCCCUACUCUCUGGUAACAUCUCAUAUCCACUGUAUCCACUGUAAGCUCCCCUAUUCCCACUCUCGUUCCCAUAUCCAUAUCCACUCCCGUCAAUAUCCCCACCAAUCUCCAUC
Messenger RNA from Cadophora gregata, 3124 nucleotides. RefSeq lists its product as uncharacterized. Gene Ontology annotation, cellular component: cytoplasmic dynein complex. Gene Ontology annotation, molecular function: dynein heavy chain binding; dynein light chain binding. Gene Ontology annotation, biological process: transport along microtubule. The record is from RefSeq and is a predicted model, not a curated record. NCBI's taxonomy places the organism in Eukaryota, Fungi, Ascomycota, Leotiomycetes, Helotiales, Ploettnerulaceae. The transcript has 2 exons. Bases 310 to 2433 code for a protein of 707 amino acids.